This is a messenger RNA of Falco peregrinus (peregrine falcon), 2406 nucleotides long. It is a transcript of the gene TFAP4, whose product is annotated as transcription factor AP-4. NCBI's taxonomy places the organism in Eukaryota, Metazoa, Chordata, Aves, Falconiformes, Falconidae. The transcript is spliced from 7 exons. Gene Ontology annotation, cellular component: nucleus. Gene Ontology annotation, biological process: regulation of transcription by RNA polymerase II. Gene Ontology annotation, molecular function: RNA polymerase II cis-regulatory region sequence-specific DNA binding; DNA-binding transcription factor activity, RNA polymerase II-specific; protein dimerization activity. Bases 65 to 1246 code for a protein of 393 amino acids. The record is from RefSeq and is a predicted model, not a curated record.
CCCGGCGCGGGAGGUGGUGCCGGGCCCGCUCCCCCGCCCCCGCCCCGCGCCGUCCUUUGUUUACAUGGGCCGGUGGCGGGCGGGGGCGGCGCCGCGGGGGCGGCGGGCGGGGGCAGGCGGCGGGCGGGAGCCGCGCUCGCACCAGCUGUUUCCCGCCUUGAGCCGCAGGCAGAGGCCGCCGGAGCCGGAGCCGGAGCCGGGCCCGGGCGCCCCCCGCCGCCCCCCCGGCAUGGAGUACUUCAUGGUGCCGGCCCAGAAGGUGCCGUCCCUGCAACACUUCAGGAAAUCCGAGAAGGAGGUCAUCGGCGGGCUCUGCAGCUUGGCUAACAUCCCGUUGACUCCGGAGACCCAGCGGGACCAGGAGCGGCGGAUACGCAGGGAAAUCGCCAACAGCAACGAGAGAAGGCGGAUGCAGAGCAUCAAUGCUGGCUUCCAGUCUCUGAAAACCCUCAUCCCACACACGGAUGGGGAGAAGCUCAGCAAGGCGGCCAUCCUCCAGCAGACGGCCGAGUACAUCUUCUCCUUGGAGCAGGAGAAGACUCGGCUACUGCAGCAGAACACCCAGCUCAAGCGGUUCAUCCAGGAGUUCAGCGGCUCCUCCCCGAAGCGGCGACGGGCAGAGGACAAAGAUGAGGGGAUCGGCUCGCCAGACAUCUGGGAGGACGAGAAGGCUGAGGAUCUGCGGCGGGAGAUGAUUGAGCUCCGGCAGCAGCUGGACAAGGAGCGCUCGGUCCGCAUGAUGCUGGAGGAGCAGGUUCGCUCCCUGGAGGCCCACAUGUACCCCGAGAAGCUGAAGGUGAUCGCUCAGCAAGUGCAGCUCCAGCAGCAACAGGAACAGGUGAGGUUGCUGCACCAGGAGAAGCUAGAGCGUGAGCAGCAGAUCCGAACCCAGCUCCUGCCAUCACAUGCUCCCCCAGCACCCACCCACCACCCCACCGUGAUUGUUCCAGCGCCGCCUCCCUCCCAUCACAUCACCGUGGUCACCAUGGGCCCAUCCUCAGUCAUCAACACAGUCUCCACAUCCCGGCAAAACCUGGACACCAUCGUUCAGGCGAUCCAACACAUCGAGGGAACGCAGGAGAAGCAGCUGCAGGAAGAGGAGCAGAGACGCGCCGUCAUUGUGACACCGGCACGCGCCUGCCCUGAGCCCUCUGCCUCCGACACCGCCUCUGACACCGAGGGCAACGACAGUGACUCCAUGGACCAGAGCAAAGAAGAGCCCUCGGGGGACGGGGAACUGCCCUGACACCCCCUGGCCGGCAGCUGGGGAGGGGAGAUGGGGCGGGGGGCGGGAAACGUCAGAGAAUAUGCUGAAAUUUUUAAAAAAUACAACAUGAUUUGGGUCUCUUUUAUGACCUUUUUCCAAUACUGUAAAGCAGAGCGCUAGAAGCAGGCAAAGGUCACCCUUCAGCCUGGGGGGUGGUGGGCGCUUGAGGGCGGCCACAGCGGGAAGGGAGGGGGGGCACGGGGUGCAGUGGGAUGGCAAGGGGUGGGGUGGGAUUUUAGGGACAGGGGUUUGCAGCCCCCCCACCCCAUUUUAUCACUGUCCCCCCUCCCCCCACCGUCUCGCAGGGAAUCCUGCCAAGCUAGCAGCAGCCCCGGUGUUCCUGAUGGUGUUCCCUUGGGACAGGGCCUUCGGUUGGGAUCUUAAUUUGUUUUUUCCUCCUCUUUUGUGGUUUUUCUUUUUUUCUUUUAAUUAAGUGUUCAUUUUUAAGCAGGGGGAGAUGCCAAGUGACACGGCAGCAAAGGUGGGACAGGGUCCCCUGGCUUCGGGGUACAACCAGCCCCACCACAGCUCCUGCACCGGGCAGUGAAAAACCCUUUGGAGAUUAAAAAUUCCUGAGAUGAUGCCAUCGGAGCACAGGCAGGAGGGCCGGCAUGUGACACCCCCCCGGCGUUCCCAACACCCACCUUCUCGGCAUGGGGAUGGCAGUUUGGGGGCUGAUUUUACUCCCCGCCCCAAGUCUCUGUCCCCAUCCCUGUCCCCCCCACCCUUCUCCCAUCCCUCCUUUAAGCACUUAAUCCGGUUUGCGGGGUCUGUCAGCUCCGAAGAGCUUUUCUAUUUCGUGAUUGUGUCGCUUGGGUCUGUCAUGGCGGGCGGGGGGGGUGGUGGGUAUCUCCAUUUUUGUGUGUUCCCCCCCCCUCGCCCUUGCCACCCCCCCACCCGGCUGUAGGGUUUUAGGCCAGUUGUGUGUAGAGCCUUGGUGGUAUUUGGUAGGUUCCCCCCCAGCUGCAGCUGUUUCUUGGUUCCUUUUCCUAUUUUUUUUUUUUUUGUAUUUUUUUUACGAUUUUCAGGUCUGUGUUGAUUGAGAAGCUAUUCUAUUUUGUUAAGAAAGUGGAAAAAAAAAAAAGAGGCUCGUGCCUUUGUAAAGAAACAAAAUAAAGUUUGUACUUGGUUUUUUAGAA